CCAACUGUGUUGGCAUUGUCGUCUCCUAGGCCUAAAACGCCACGAGGCCAUCGGAACCCGCUCUCUCGGAGUGUCCCGACACAGAACUACCUCUUAGGCCAUUUGAGAGAGGGUUCAUUCGCGUGCAGUUCAGUGAUUAGUAAACGUCAGGCUCGGCUGAACAGUUCAUCAAGUCGAGACCACAGUUUACCGUUGCGUGAUGCUCUGAGCUGCAUGAUAAUUGAAACUGUCUUUUCCGCCUGCCUUUCGGCGUGUCCACGGCCACUGGCUGAUAAAUGUGAAGCUACAGCCCUUAAAAUAUCUCUCCCGCUGCAUGAGGUGGGGCGGCCAAUCAAAUCGGCGUUUUGUUGGUACGUGAAGGAGUGA
Protopolystoma xenopodis is the source of this 366-nucleotide messenger RNA. Lineage: Eukaryota; Metazoa; Platyhelminthes; Monogenea; Polystomatidea; Polystomatidae. The record is from the annotation of a GenBank genome assembly.